Messenger RNA from Coregonus sp. 'balchen', 14642 nucleotides. The record is from the annotation of a GenBank genome assembly. Lineage: Eukaryota; Metazoa; Chordata; Actinopteri; Salmoniformes; Salmonidae.
UGUGUGGAGACAUCCACGGUCAGUUCUUUGACCUGAUGAAGCUGUUUGAGGUGGGCGGUUCCCCCGCGACGACGCGCUACCUCUUCCUAGGGGACUACGUGGACCGGGGCUACUUCAGUAUUGAAGUGAGGGCACACUACAGUACCUAGUACACACUAUCUAGUACACACUAUCUAGUGCACACUACCUAGUCCACACUAUCUAGUGCACACUACGUAGUCCACACUAUCUAGUGCACACUACCUAGUCCGCACUAUCUAGUGCACACUACGUAGUCCACACUAUCUAGUGCACACUACCUAGUCCACACUAUCUAGUGCAUACUACCUAGGGAAACAAUACCCUGCAUAUUUCCUAGGGACACACUACCUAGUGCACACUAGCUACUGCAUACUUACCUAGAGGCACACUACUUUCUGCAUACUAAGAAGUGUUUAACCAGGUAACUUUGAAUCUAGGACUUUGAGCCUGACAUUUACAUUUACAUUUUAGUCAUUUAGCAGACGCUCUUAACCAGAGCGACUUACAGGAGCAAUUAGGGUUAAGUGCCUUGCUCAAGGGCACAUUAACGUCAUUUAGCAGACGCUCUUAGCCAGAGCGACUCACAAAUUGGUGCGUUCACCCUAUAGCCAGUGGGAUAACCACUUUACAAUUUGGGGGGGGGGGGGGUUAGAAGGAAUACUUUAUCCUAUCCCAGGUAUUCCUUAAAGAGGUGGGGUUUCAAAUGUCUCCGGAAGGUGGUGAGUGACUCCGCUGUCCUGGCGUCGUGAGGGAGCUUGUUCCACCAUUGGGGUGCCAGAGCAGCGAACAGUUUUGACUGGGCUGAGCGGGAGCUAUGCUUCCGCAGAGGAAGGGGAGCCAGCAGGCCAGAGGUGGAUGAACGCAAUGUCUCGUUUGGGUUGUAGGGACUGAUCAGAGCCUGAAGGUACAGAGGUGCCGUUUCCCCUCACUGCUCCAUAGGCAAGCACCAUUUGUAGCGGAUGCGAGCUUCAACUGGAAGCCAGUGGAGUGUGCGGAGGAGGGGGGUGACGUGAGAGAACUUGGGAAGGUUGAACACCAGACGGGCUGCGGCAUUCUGGAUGAGUUGUAGGGGUUUAAUGGCACAGGCAGGGAGCCCAGCCAACAGCGAGUUGCAGUAGUCCAGACAUCAAAUGAGUAGCUAACUGGUCAUUUUUUCCUCAGAGCUGUACUGUUACUGACGGAUCUUUCUGUGUUCUCUCUCGCCUCUCUUAGUGUGUGUUGUAUCUGUGGUCGUUGAAAAUCCUCUACCCAAAGACGUUAUUUCUUCUACGGGGAAACCAUGAAUGUAGACACCUGACAGAAUAUUUCACUUUCAAAACUGAAUGUGAGUAUUUGCCCACUGGGCACAGACGUCAAUUCAUCGUCUACACUCUUAGAUUUUAUUUUUCUAAAAGGGUUCUUUGGCUUUCCCCAUAGGAGAUACCUUUUUGGUUCCAGUUAGAACCCUUUUUGGUUUCAGGUAGAACCGUUUUGGAUUUCAUGUAGAACCCUCUGUGGAAAGGGUUCUUCAUGAAACCCAAAAGGGUCCUACCUGGAGCCAAAAAGGGUUCUUCAAAGGGUUCUCCUAUGGGGACAGCCAAAGAACCAUGUUAGGGUCAAGAUAGCACCUUUUUUUCUAAGAGUGUAUUCCACGUUGGUUCAACAUAAUUUCCUUGAAAUUAGGUAGAAACGUUGAUUCAACCAGUGUGUGUCCAGUGGGUGUGUUCUCUCCCUCUUCCUGUAUCCUCCCUUUCCUCCCCUCCCUUAAUACUAGCUUUGUCACGAUCGUCGGGAACAGAUGAGGACCAAGGCGCAGCGUUGCAGACGAACAUACUCUUUAUUAGUGAUACACGACCAAAACAACAAAACAAUAACGUGACAGUCAACGGUCUAACACAAACCAACUAGAACAAGAUCCCACAACUAUUGUGGGAAAACAGCCUCUAUAAAUAUGGCUCCCAAUCAGAGACAACCAGCAACAGCUGACACUCGUUGCCUCUGAUUGGGAACCACUCUGGCCAACACAGAAAUACAAAACUAGAUCGUGAACAUAGAAACAAAACACAUAGAAACUACACACCCUGGCUCAAACUAUAGAGUCCCCAGAGCCAGGGUGUGACAGUAGCCCCCCCCAAAGGCGCGGACUGCGACCGCGACUCAACAAAACCCAAACAGGGGAGGGCUGGGUGGGCAUUCCUCCUCGGAGGCGGUUCCGGCUCCGGGCUUUCCCACCCCCCUCCAAUAAUCCCCCCGUAACGCCCCUGGUCCGGUCUGGCCCCGCUGGCUGGAGCUGGACUGGACAUCGAAGGAGCGGAUUGCUUAAGCUCCGGUGUGGAGCAGCUGACCGGUACCUGAUCAGGCACCGGUGACCCAGGCACGGGUUGUGCCGGACUGACGACGCGCACCCCUGGCUUGGUGCGUGGAGCAGCAACGGGCCGGACCGGGCUGACGAUGCGCACCCCUAGCUUGGUGCGUGGAGCAGGAAUGGGCCGGACCGGGCUGACGAUGCGCACCCCUGGCUUGGUGCGUGGAGCAGGAACGGGCCGGACCGGGCUGACGAUGCGCACCCCUGGUUUGGUGCGUGGAGCAGCAACGGGCUGGACCGGGCUGACGAUACGCACCCCUGGCUUGGUGCGUGGAGCAGGAACAGGCCGGGCCGGGCUGGCGACGCGCACCGUAGGCUUGGUGCGAGUGGCAGGAACAGACCGGGCCGGGCUGGCGACGCGCACCAUAGGCUCGGUGCGGGGAGCAGGAACAGGCCGGACCGGGCUGGCGACGCGCACCAUAGGCUCGGUGCGGGGAGCAGGAACAGGCCGGGCCGGGCUGGCGACGCGCACCAUAGGCUUGGUGCGGGGAGCAGGAGCAGGCCGGGCCAGGCUGGCGACGCGCACCAUAGGCUCGGUGCGGGGAGCAGGAACAGGCCGGGCCGGGCUGACGACACGCACCACAGGCUCGAUGCGAGGAACAGGAACAGGCCGGACCGUACUGGGGACACACACCACUGGCCCUACGCAGGGAUCAGGAACGGGCCGGACCGGACUGGUAACACACCCCAGUACCUCUCGCCGUGCCUCCACACUUUCCCUCUCCUCUGUGACCAGUGGCCCCCUUAACCUGGCGGCCUCCUCUGCACACCCGCUGGACCGCUCCAUCACGGCCUCCUGCUGCCCCGUCGUCCACGGCGUGAGCCCCCCCCUAAAAAUUUUCUGGGGGUCUCUCCUCCCCGUGGACCAGGCCUCCCUAGUUCUCGCCAGACUCUCACCCCACUGCUCCAAAGUCCAACCUCUCUGCUCUUCACUUGGCUUGGCCCAGUCGAGACUCUUAAUCCACUGCUCCAUAGUCCAACCUCUCUGCUCUUCACUUGGCUUGGCCCAGUCGAGACUCCUACUCCACUGAUCCCAAGUCCUUCCUCUCUCCUCUUCACGCUGCUUGGUCCAGUUUUGGUGGGAUCUUCUGUCACGAUCGUCGGGAACAGAUGAGGACCAAGGCGCAGCGUUGCAGACGAACAUACUCUUUAUUAGUGAUACACGACCAAAACAACAAAACGAUAACGUGACAGUCAACGGUCUAACACAAAUCAACUAGAACAAGAUCCCACAACUAUUGUGGGAAAACAGCCUCUAUAAAUAUGGCUCCCAAUCAGAGACAACCAGCAACAGCUGACACUCGUUGCCUCUGAUUGGGAACCACUCUGGCCAACACAGAAAUACAAAACUAGAUCGUGAACAUAGAAACAAAACACAUAGAAACUACACACCCUGGCUCAAACUAUAGAGUCCCCAGAGCCAGGGUGUGACAAGCUUCCUGGCUUCUCCGUUGUUUCAUCUCUCACAUCCAUUUCUCAUCCAAUGCUCAUUCCAUCCUCUCAUCCAUCCAUCCUCUCUCUCUCUCUUCCCAUCCUCCCCUCUGUCUCUCCUCUGGUUUUGGAUCACAGUGCCCCGUCAGAGAACAGGUGAUUACCAGGAAAUUAAUUUGGCCCUUAAUGAUUGGCCCAGGGACGUAGUCUGCUGUGUGUGAUUGGCCAGGGGACGAGGAGUCUAAUUUCCCCUGAUGCUUAUGGCGAAUAGUGGUCGCCCUCAAUUACCAUCUGCUGUGUGUGUGUGUGUGUGUUUGUGUGUGUGUGUGUGUUAGAGAGAGGGGGAGGGAGAGAGAGAGGCUGGUGAACUGGUAUUAAUGAUCUCUCUCUACAUUAAUUAUCUCUCUGACAAACACAAUCACAAAAACACACACACACCUUACACAUGUACAUACACAUACCUUACACAUGUACACACACAUACCUUACACAUGUACACACACAUACACAGCAUAGUUUGGCUACUGACCUACCUCUCUCUCUCUCUCUCUCUCUCUCUCUCUCUCUCUCUCUCUCUCUCUCUCUCUCUCUCUCUCUCUCUCUCUCUCUCUCUUCUCUUUCUUCUUUCUCUCUCUCUCUCUUCUCUCCUCUUUCUCUAUCGCUCUCUCAUAUUGACUGUGCCUCUCUCUCUCGCUCUCUCUCUCUCUCUCUCUCUCUCUCUCUCUCUCUCUCUCUCUCUCUCUCUCUCUCUCUCUCUCUCUCUCUCUCUCUCUCUCUCUCUCUAUGUCCCCCCAUCCUUUCUCUCUGCCCCCCUCCUCUCUCUCCCCUCCCCCUUUUCAGGUAAGAUAAAGUACUCUGAGCAGGUGUAUGACUCAUGUAUGGAUGCGUUUGACUGCUUGCCGCUGGCUGCUCUGAUGAACCAGCAGUUCUUGUGUGUCCAUGGAGGGCUCUCGCCAGAGAUCCACACGCUUGACGACAUCAAAAAGGUUUUUAUAGCACACAAACACACACAUGCUGUUAAUGCCCUGGUUACCAUGGAGAUUCAACCCUUGGUUUGACUCCACUUCCUGUACAGUAUAUGCUGUUGUCUCUCUCUCUCUCUCUCUCUCUCUCUCUCUCUCUCUCUCUCUCUCUCUCUCUCUCUCUCUCUCUUUCUCUCUCUCUCUCUCUCUCUCUCUCUCUCUCUCUGUUAUUUCUGUGUGUUCUGGUUCUUUCUGUAGUUCAGUUGAACAGGUUCAAAGAACUGCCUUCAUCUCUCUCUGUGUUCUGGUGUAGAUAGGAAUUUAUUGUAUCUAUACAGUGUAUGCAUAUGUUGUGUUGUCUUUGUCUCUGUAAUCCAGUUGGACAGGUUCAAGGAGCCUCCAGCAUUCGGGCCCAUGUGUGACCUGCUGUGGGCCGACCCGCUCGAGGACUUUGGCAACGAGAAGACACAAGAGUACUUCGGCCACAACACAGUCAGGGGCUGCUCCUACUUCUACAGGUAAUCACAGGUUUUAACAUGACAAUGCACACAGACACCAAUACGGAUACACACGCACACACUUGCACUCAGACACUCGCACACCCGCAUACACACACCACACACACACACACACACGUCCGGAGCAUCUUUAGGUGUGAUAUACAGGAGAAAGGUGAGGAACAAAGUACUGGAUGUGAGAUGAGAAAUGUGUUGUACUAGUAGACUACAAGCUGCUUCAGAGAUCCAACAACCAAAGAAUAAUUGGGAUUUGUGUAACAGCUGUAAUAUUGGCCAGUUAUCUCACAGAACCACACACAUGUUUCAGCUUAAACCAUAUCCCACAAUCCCUAGGGAGACUGCACCAUUCUGUUUCCAUGACGACUGGCUACUACUGCUAGAUUGGGGAUUGAUAUUAAGAUACAGUGAGGGAAAGAGAGCUUGAGAGAGAGGGGGAGUGAGGGAGAAAAAAGAGAUGAAUAAAAUGAGAGACCAGAGGAAUGGAGUGAUGAAUAGUUGAGACGGUCGUCAUAAUAUGGUGCUAUACAAUAUGGAGCCCACACUACAGUCUACUGAGAGAAAAAUACACUGCGCUCCUACUACUACCUGUCCAGACCUAUGGCUGUCUCGAUGGGGUGCCACAGGGUUCAAUUCUCGGGCCGACUCUAUUCUCUGUGUAUAUCAAUGAUGUCGCUCUUGCUGCUGGUGACUCUCAGAUCCACCUCUACGCAUACGACACCAUUUUGUAUACAUCUGGCCCUUUAUUGGACACUGUGUUAACAAACCUCCAAACGAGCUUCAAUGACAUACAACACUCCUUCUGUAGCCUCCAACUGCUCUUAAACACUAGUAAAACUAAAUGCAUGCUCUUCAAUCGAACGCUGCUGGCACCCGCCCACCCGACUAGAAUCACUACUCUCGACGGGUCUGACCUAGAGUAUGUGGACAACUACAAAUACCUAGGUGUCUGGUUAGACUGUAAACUCUCCUUCCAGACUCACAUUAAGCAUCUCCAAUCCAAAGUUAAAUCUAGAAUCGGCUUCCUAUUUUGCAACAAAGCCUCCUUCACUCAUGCUGCCAAACAUGCCCUCGUAAAACUGACUAUCCACCGAUCCUUGACUUCGGCGAUGUCAUUUACAAAAUAGCCUCCAACACUCUACUCAGCAAAUUGGAUGUAGUCUAUCACAGUGCCAUCCGUUUUGUCACCAAAGCCCCAUAUACUACCCACCACUGUGACCUGUACGCUCUUGUUGGCUGGUCCUCACUACAUAUUCGUUGCCAAACCCACUGGCUCCAGGUCAUCUAUAAAUCACUGCUAGGCAAAUCCCCGCCUUAUCUUAGCUCAUUGGUCACCAUAGCAACACCCACCCGUAGUAUGCGCUCCAGCAGGUAUAUCUCACUGGUCAUCCCCAAAGCCAACACCUCCUUUGGCCGCCAUUCCUUCCAGUUCUCUGCUGCCAAUGACUGGAACGAACUGCAAAAAUCUCUGAAGCUGGAGACUCUUAUCUCCCUCACUAACUUUAAGCAUCAGUUGUCAGAGCACCUUACCGAUCACUGCACCUGUACACAGCCCAUCUGAAAUUAGCCCACCCAACUACCUCAUCCCCAUAUUGUUAUUUAUUUUGCUUAUUUGCAACCCAGUAUCUCUAUUUGCACAUCAUCUCUUGCACAUCUAUCAUUCCAGUGUUAAUACUAAAUUGUAAUUAUUUUGCACUAUGUCCUAUUUAUUGCCUUACCUCCAUAACUUGCUACAUUUGCACACACUGUAUAUAUAUUUUCUGUUGUAUUUUUGACUUUAUGUUUUGUUUACCCCAUAUGUAACUCUGUGUUGUUGUUUUUAUCGCACUGCUUUGCUUUAUCUUGGCCAGGUCGCAGUUGUAAAUGAGAACUUGUUCUCAACUGGCUUACCUGGUUAAAUAAAGGUUAAAUAAAAAAUAAAUAAAAAAAUAGAUGUUUCUGCUGUUCAUUUUGGGCUCAAUGAUGACCCCUGGUGGUCAUUCAAUGUAAGCUGUUUCAGAGUAGGCAUACUAUCCCAGUCUGUAAAAUGCAGGGUUGUUCAGAAUAGAAACUCUCUCUCUCUCCAGUUACCCUGCCGUGUGUGAGUUUCUACAGACCAACAACUUGUUGUCGGUCAUCAGAGCACAUGAAGCGCAAGAUUCUGGGUAAGAGAAGCCCUACUUCUUCUUUGGUUAUUGACAAAACACUGUUAUUCUUCACAUGGCAAGUGACAGGGUGACAGUAAAGGACUCUAAUUUAAUGUAUUAUGUUUAAAACAUUCACCUGUCUACCCCAGUGUGUGUUGAUCCGGGGCUGGAGAUGUGGGUUAAGUGUUUGGGGGGUGGGGAUAGGGGUUGUUAUGUCAACCAAAACAGCAGCAUAAGGUUUCAUAAUCAAAUCAGUCCAUUUAUAAUCACAGCUAUCCAUAGUCAAGGCUAACCUUAACCACACAACAACCAUAUCUUUAACCCUACACCCAAUCUAUGUAAUCCUAACCCUAACCCUAAUCCUAAUCUGUAUUCCCUGACUGUGUCCCUGUUCAGGUACCGGAUGUACAGAAAGAGUCAGACUACAGGCUUCCCCUCCCUCAUCACCAUCUUCUCAGCACCUAACUACCUGGACGUCUACAACAACAAAGGUUAGACGCGUACACGCACACACACACGCACACGUGUACACGCACACACACGCGUACACGCACACACGCGUACACGCACACACACACCAGUAGGCUAUCAGUGUGUAACAGUCCUCUCUCAUUCUCUCAUAGCGGCGGUGCUGAAGUAUGAGAACAAUGUGAUGAACAUCCGUCAGUUCAACUGUUCCCCUCAUCCCUACUGGCUGCCCAACUUCAUGGACGUCUUCACCUGGUCCCUGCCCUUCGUUGGAGAGAAAGGUGGGAAAAACGACUAGACGUAUUACAAACACCAGAAUAAUAUGUUCUCUGAAUAUGUUCUCUCUCUUAUUUUGUCUCUGUCUUUGCCUGUCUUUCUCUCUCUCUUUCUCUCGCUCAUAUUGACUGUGCCCCCUCUCUCUCUCUCUCUCUCUCUCUCUCUCUCUCUCUCUCUCUCUCUCUCUCUCUCUCUCUCUCUCUCUCUUUCUAUCUUUCCACAGUGACAGAGAUGCUAGUGAAUGUUCUCAGUAUCUGUUCAGAUGAUGAGCUCAUGGAGAAUGAUGGAGAGGAAGAGGUCUAUGAUGGUAAUCAUACCUUUAUAGAGCUUGCCAGCUUGUAGUCCUAAAAACCAAUGAGUUACCUCUGGUCCGUUCAGGGGGAAAGAAUAGGGUUUUAGGAAAAAAUGCCAAAAAUAAGGUCUUAGGUUAACACAGGUUUAGGAGAUCUUAUACGUGUUGAUUGGUUGGUUCCAGUUCACUAUUGUUAUGUCAAUAUAACCUUCCUUUUCACGUUCUUUUGAUUGGUGUCCUGUGUUUUACACCUCUGUGAUUGGUUGCUUCCAGCCAAUGCAGCGGCGGCUAGGAAAGAGGUGAUCAGGAACAAGAUCCGUGCCAUCGGGAAGAUGGCCAAAAUGUUCCAAGUUUUACGGUGAGUGAGCUUCAGUGUGUGUGUGUCUGUGUGUGUGUGUGUGUGUCUGUGUGAACAAUUGCGUAGGUCUCUGUGUAUGAGCAUAUUUUUUUUGUAUGUGUGUGCGCAGAUGCAUGUGAGAGUGUGUAUGCUAGUGUGUGUGUGUCUGUGUGUUUUUAAUCCUCUAUGUGUGUGUGUAUCUGUGUUUUAGGGAGGAGAGUGAGAACGUAUUGACCCUGAAGGGACUGACACCCACUGGCAUGCUGCCCAGCGGAGUUCUGUCAGGAGGCAAGCAGACUCUGCAGAGCGGUGAGUACACACACACACACACACACACACACAACACACACACACACGUAACACACACACACACACACACACACACACACACACUCACACACACAUUCCCACUUUCUCACACACAUUUGCAUACACACACUAUCUAUAUACACACACACUAUCUAUCUAUCCACCCCUCUCUUUUCCUUCCUUUCCUUUCCUCUGUCACCCUCUCUCACUCUCUCUCUCUCUCUCUCUCCUCUCUCUCUCUCUCUCUCUCUCCCUCUCUCUCUCUAUCCCAUUUUCGUCCUCUGUUCACCCUCUCUCUCUCUCUCCUCUCUCUCUCUCUCUCUCUCUCUCUCUCUCUCUCUCCUCUCUCUCUCUCUGUCUCUUUAUCUCUCUGUCUCUUUAUCCCAUGUUCAUCCUCUGUCACCCUCUCUCUCUCUCCCUCUCUCUCUCUCUCUAUCCCAUGUUCGUCAUCUGUUACUCACCACGUCAGUCAGUGUCACCCUCACCUCACUACUGCUGAGGAGUACUAAUAGCCUGGUAUGUGUGAGUGUGAGCUAACGCUAGCUACCAAACAUGCUAACAUGCUAACACCAAACGCCCUCUGCACUGAAGGCUGCAGUGCCGCUCUAAGGGUUUUGCAUGAAUAACCCUCACCCUCCUCCCUCUUUCUCUCUCCCUCACUUUCUCCUUCACUCUCUAUCUUUCUCACACUCUCACUCCCUCUCUCUCUUUCUCUCUUUCUCUCCAUCCUCAGCUACCAUUGAGGCCAUUGAAGCCAUCGAUCCUGUUGAGGACGCAGAAGGUAAAUUCCACUCAUGCAUCAACAAUGAGAGUAAGCGAGUGAGUGUGUGAGAGAAUGAAAGAGGUUGAGAAAGAGGCGGAUGAGGCAUGGCGAUCCAUCUACGCCAUACACUUACCCACAAUGCAUUGAGCUCUUCUAACAGCACAGCUCAUGGUGAAGCCUGACUGCUCUUAUUCUUUCUCCUCACGCACGCACGCGCGCACGCACGCGCGCGCGCGCACGCACACACACACACACACACACACACACACACACAGACACACAGACACACACACACUGCCCUCUACACACUCCACACACAAACACAUACACACUCCCCUCUAUAUAUUCCCCACACACACACUCCCCUCUACACACUCCUCACACACACACACACACACACACACACACACACACACACACACACACACACACACACACACACUCCCCUCUACACACUCCUCACACACACACACAAACACACAAACGGUAAAACAGUGGCUAAACAUGAGUGUGUAUCGGCUGGGGGAGGACUCUGAUCCUAUGAUAACUCUAACAUCGUCCCUACACAAUGACAUCAUCCCUACACAACCUCUGCUAUUUGCUUUCGGUACAAUAACAUGUGCUGUGUGGAGCCUGUGGAGUUUUGCAUUGGAAAAGUGAGGUUCCAUGAUGAUACACAUUGUUAACACAUGAACACUACAAUCUUUAUGUAGACUGUCAGUCGCUUGUAGGCUACUGUUGAAUCUUGAUACUUAUAAGUCUGGAAGAAUAGGGAUUGUUAGUGUGUAAAUUAUGUCUGUAAGUGUUCAGUAUAUUUUGUUUGUGUGCUCUGUUUGUACUGGCCUAGCUGUUGUGUGUAUUUAUAAGGCUUGUGUGUAGUAACUAGUAGGGUUGGGCGGUAUCCAGAUUUUCAUAUCGUCAUACCGUCCUUUCUCAUCCCGGGAUAUACGGUAUUACCGGUUUAAUACACAAGGGGGUGCCAAAAAAAGCUAAAAAGCCCAUUGAGUGUCUAUUACCAGAAUGCUAACAAAAUUAGCACAGGUAAUAGCGAAUUUCCAUGGAGGCUGCUAGCUAAAUAUGCUAACGAGCGCAAACAAAAAUAAAUUAAUUGCAAAGAAAGGCAAUCCAGCUCAUAAAGGUAUACAUACAGUGCAUUCGGAAAGUAUUCAGACCCCUUGACUUUUUUCACAUUUUGUUACGUUACAGCCUUAUUCUAAAAUUAAUUAAAUAAAUAAAAAUCCUCCUCAAUCUACACACAGACUAUUUGCAUUGACCCCCCCCCCCUUUUCUUUACGCUGCUGCUACUCGCUGUUUAUUAUCUAUGCAUAGUCACUUUACCCCUACCUACAUGUACAUAUUACCUCAAUUACCUCGACUAACAUGUACUAUUUUUUUACAUUUUAGUCAUUUAGCAGACGCUCUUAUCCAGAGCGACUUACAGUUAGUGAGUGCAUAAAUUUUUUCAUCCCCCCGCACAUUGACUCGGUACCGGUAACCCCUGUAUAUAGCCUCUUUAUUGUUAUUUUAUUGUUGCUCUUUUAUUUUUUACUUAGUUUAUUUAGUAAAUCUUUUUCUUAACUCUUAUUUGUCUUAAAACUGCAUUGUUGGUUAAGGACUUGUAAGUAAGCAUUUCACGGUAAGGUCUACACCUGUUGUAUUCGGCACAUGUGACAAAUGAAAUGUGAUUUGAUUUGAUUUGAAUACCCCAUAAUGACAAAGCGAAAACUGGUUUUUAGAAAUGUUUGCAAAUGUUUUCAAAAUAAAAAACGGAAAUACCGGAUUUACAUAAGUAUUCAGACCCUUUGCUAUGAGACUCAAAAUUGAGCUCAGGUGCAUCCUGUUUCCAUUGAUCAUCCUUGCGAUGUUUCUACAACUUGAUUGGAGUCCACCUGUGGUAAAUUAAAUUGAUUGGACAUGAUUUGGAAAGGCACACAUCUGUCUAUAUGAGGUCCCACAGUUGACAGUGCAUGUCAGAGCAAACACCAAGCCAUGAGGUCGAAUAAAUUGUCAAUAGAGCUCCAAGACAGGAUUGUGUCGAGGCACAGAUCUGGGGAAGGGUACCAAAAAAUUUCUGCAGGAUUGAAGGUCCCCAAGGACACAGUGGCCUCCAUCACACUGACAGAGCUCCAGAGUUCCUCUAUGGAGAUGGGAGAACCUACCAGAAAGACAACCAUCUCUGCAGCACUCCACCAAUCAGGCUUUUACGGUAGAGUGGCCAGACGGAAGCCACUCCUCAGUAAAAGGCACAUAACAGCCCGCUUGGAGUUUGCCAAAAGGCACCUAAAGAACUCUGACCAUGAGAAACAAGAUUCUCUGGUCUGAUGAAACCAAGAUUGAACUCUUUGGCCUGAAUGCCAAGCAUCACAUCUGGAGGAAACCUGGCGCCAUCCCUACGGUGAAGCAUGGUGGUGGCAGAAUCAUGCUGUGGAGAUGUUGUUCAGCGGCAGGGACUGGGAGACUAGUCAGGAUCGAGGGAAAGAUGAACGGAGCAAAGUACAGAGAGAUCCUUGAUGUAAACCUGCUCCAGAGCACUCAGGACCUCAGACUGGGGCGAGGAUUCACCUUCCAACAGGACAACAACCCUAAGCACACAGCCAAGACAACGCAGGAGUGGCUUCAGGACAAGUCUCUGAAUGUCCUUGAGUGGCCCAGCCAGAGCCCGGACUUGAACCUGAUCUAACAUCUCUGGAGAGACCUGAAAAUAGCUGUGCAGCGACUCUCCCCAUCUAACCUGACAGAGCUUGAGAGGAUCUGUAGAGAAGAAUGGGAGAAACUCCCCAAAUACAGGUGUGCCAAGCUUGUAGCGUCAUACCCAAGAAGAAUCGACGCUGUAAUCACUGCCAAAGGUGCUUCAACAAAGUAUUGAGUAAAGAGUCUGAAUACUUAUGUAAAUGUCAUAUUUAAGUUUUUUAUUUUUAAUACAUUUGCAAAAAUGUCUAAAAUCAAGAUAGCAGCUGUACAGACUUCUCAAACAUGGCAGAAAGCUAACACAACAUGAUGCCCGUCUCCUUAUUAAUUCAGCCACUUACUGAGAUAAUGCAACCCUUAACUUUAACUUGCUAGUUAAUGCAGAAUGCUGCGUUUUUCACACAGAAACAAUAUAAAACGCAUAAGAAAUAUCUUUCUGCAUUUUGUAAACGCAGAUCUAAAAUGCUUCUUAUUGUAAUUUCUGCUCGGUAUCAGACUAAUGUUGUGCUUCAGUUGCACUUCUCCACUCGGAUGACAGAGCUCUGACUGAUGUGUAGCUACUUUUCUCUGGUACUUUUCCGUUUAGACUGCUUUUCUCCGGUAUAAUACAAGAUUAAGUUUAAGCAAAACAUUAGGAAAUGUAGCUGGCUAUAUUCUUUCUAUGAUAAACAUUAGAAAUAUGAUGGCCAUGCAUCGUUUUUCCAAAAAAGACCUUGCUUUUUCAGUGUAAGCUCAUUUACUUGUGCGGCUGCCAGACAAAUAGCGUUACACUUCUGUUGUCAUCUGAUAAAAAUUAAGCUAUUUUCUGCCGAAUGUGUUGCACUAAUGUAUACUGAACUAAAAUAUAAAUGCAACUUGCAACAAUUUCAACUACUUUACUGAGUUACAGUUCAUAUAAGAAAAUCAGUCAAUUGAAAUACAUUCAUUAGGCCCUAAUCUAUGGAUUUCACAUGACUGGGCAGGGGCGUAGCCAUGGGUGGGCCUGGGAGGGCAUAGGGCCACCCACUUGGGAGCCAGGCUCAGCUAAUCAGUAUGAGUUUUUCCCCACAAAAAGGCUUUAUUACAGACAGAAAUACUCCUCCGUUUUAUAAGCUGUCCGGGUGGCUGGUCUCAGAUGAUCCCACAGGUGUAGAAGCUGGAUGUGGAGGUCAUGGGCUGGCGUGGUUACACGUGGUCUGCGGUUGUGAGGCCGGUUGGACGUACUGCCAAAUUCUCUAAAACGACGUUGGACACAACUUAUGCUAGAUAAAUGAACAUUAAAUUCUCUGGCAACAGCUCUGGUGGACAUUCCUGCAGUCAGUAUGCCAAUUGUGCGCUCCCUCAAAAUGUAGACAUCUGUGGCAUUGUGUUGUGACAAAACUGCACAUUUUAGUGGCCUUUUAUUGUCCCCAGCACAAGGUGCACCUGUGUAAUGAUCAUGCUGUUUAAUCAGCUUCUUGAUAUGCCAAACCUGUCAGGUGGAUGGAUUAUCUUGGCAAAGGAGAAAUGCUCACUAACAGGGAUGUAAACAAAUAUGUGCACAAAAUUUGAGAGAAAUAAGCUUUUUGUGUGUCUAGAAAAUUUCAGGGAUCUUUUAUUUCAUCUCAUGAAACAUGCUAUAGUGCUAUAAAGAACACUUUCCUAAGGUUCUAUAAAGAACGUGAGUCAUAAAUAACCGUCACUGGCCAUAGUCAUAUUUAACAUGUAAUGGCAUAACACAACUGAUAGACUGGAAUGACACUCUCAAUCACGGUUGAAACGGAGCUGUGAGCAAACCAAGCUCCAAAAUAUUCGAAUGAGCCGACGCCCCUACAUUUUAAUUGUCACUAAAAGAGGAAAGAACCCUUUUCUGAACUGCAAAGAACUACUGAAUGGCUCAAACAAUUCUUUGAGUCAUUAUGGUCCCACAUAGAACCAUCACGCUUCCCAAAGAACACUCAUUUCUUAGUGUGUAGCAACUGCAUUGUAACUACAUUGUAUGUGUGUAUUACAUGUGUGUGUAAUUGUGUUGUGAUCUGUCUCCCCAGCGAUCCGAGGCUUCUCUCCUCAACAUAAGAUCAAUAGCUUUGCGGAGGCCAAGGGUCUGGACCGGAUCAACGAGCGCAUGCCCCCCCGCCGUGACGCCGUCAAC